CUACGCUACCUCAGCUGUGCCGCGUGGAGGCUCGACAUGAAUUUCGCAAGGCGGAAGAGAAUGGCUGCGAUCGAACAGCAUAUCGACACCAGUCUACAGAUGUGAAGACAACCAUUUUUAAGUAAAUAGAAACGAUUCAAAUUUAUUUUGCACUAUAAUCUUUCUAUCAUGGCGCGAAUUAUGUCGUUCAAACGGUCAGGGUGGGUCGCGGCUCUCUUUGUGUUCUGUGGGAUGUGGGGGGCUGCUUUGUCCGUCACUCGGUACUCCAUUCCAGAAGAAAUGCAAGAGGGUUCCGUUGUGGCGAACUUGGCUACAGAUUUGGGACUUGAUGUUCGCAGUUUGGUAAGACGCAAGGCAAAGCUUGAUAUCAUCCACAGUAAAAAAUACCUUGAUAUCAACAAAGAAACCGGCGAUCUGUACAUUAUAGAGAGGAUAGACAGAGAAAACAUAUGUACGAGCAAGACAACAUCUUGCUUUUUGAAAAUGGAUGUCAUAUUUGAAAACCCUAUUCGCAUUUUUAAUGUUGAACUGGAAAUUAUGGACAUAAAUGACAACGCGCCGAUUUUUCGAAGGGAGACCAUGCAAUUGGACAUAUCAGAAUCCACUGCUCCCGGAGAGAGGUUCUCGUUGACAAAUGCAGUGGAUGCAGAUGUUGGUGCAAAUUCUAUCAAGACGUAUUAUCUAAGCGAAAGCAAAUCUUUUACAAUUGAUAUACAGACAGGAAGCGGUGGCUCUAAAUACGUAGAUUUAGUUCUCAAUAGCCAUUUAGACCGAGAAGAACAGGGAAUUCACAAUCUGAUAUUAACCGCUGUAGAUGGAGGAGUCCCUGCGCGCUCAGGCACAGCCAGCAUAAUUAUUAGGGUUCUGGAUAUCAAUGACAACGCUCCCUUCUUUAAUCAGGAGGUAUACGCAGUUAAUAUAAAAGAGAACUCCCCCAUUGGAACAGUAGUCAUUAAGUUGAACGCAACAGACUUUGACGAAGGCACAAACGCAGAGAUAACGUAUUCCUACACAUUGUACACAUCAGAGAAAACGCAAGAAAUGUUCUCUCUCAAUCCGAACACUGGAGAGAUCAAGGUGAAGGGCGUGAUUGAUUUUGAGGAAAGUCAAAGUUUUGAAAUGCACAUACAGGCCAAAGACAAAGGCCCAAAUGCAUUAUCAGGAGAAUGCAGAGUGAUGGUAUCUGUUACCGACAUGAAUGACAACCAUCCCGAGAUAACUGUCAAAUCUUUCAAAAGUACAGUCAAAGAAGAUGUCACCGUAGGAACGAUAAUUGCCGUUAUCAGCACCCGCGACAGAGACUCCGGGAGAAACGGAGAAGUUGAGCUUACUUUUAAUCAACAAGCACAUCUACCCUUUGUUCUCAACAAAUCGUCAGAUGAGUUCUUUGCACUCCUCGUUUCAAAGCCCCUGGACAGAGAAAUGACCCCCCGAUAUGACAUCACUUUUAAAGUCACAGACAGGGGCACGCCUCCUCUUUCUGAUAAUGAAACCAUCACCUUGGAGAUUCUUGACGUCAACGACAACGUACCAGUGUUUCCACAGUCUCUCUACACCAUCCACGUCAUGGAGAACAACGUCCCUGGUGCGCUGUUGACCACCCUCACCGCCUUUGACCCAGACCUCCACGAGAACCAGUAUCUGGUCUAUUUCAUCAUGGAGAAAGAGAUCCUAAACACCUCCAUAUCGAUGCUGUUCUCCAUCAACCCGGAGAACGGGAACCUUUACGCUCUGAAGACCUUCGACUUUGAGAGAGAGAGGGAGUUCCUGUUUCACAUCGAGGCCCGGGACUCGGGCGUUCCUGCUCUCAGCAGCAACGUCACGAUCCACAUCGUCAUCCUGGACCAAAACGACAACACGCCCGCCAUCGUGGCGCCGUGGCGCGCCCAGGGUUCCGUCAUCGAGGAGGUGAUCCCGAGGUCCACCGACAAAGGUCACCUGGUCGCCAAAGUCAUCGCCAUCGACUCGGACUCGGAGCAGAACGCGCGCGUCACCUACCAGCUCCUGCAGAUCAGCGACCCGACGCUUUUCAGCUUGGACCAGUACAACGGCGAGAUCCGCACCACCCGGAUGUUCAGCUACAGGGACCCUCGCCACCAGCGCCUGGUCGUCGUCGCCAAGGACAACGGAGAGCCGUCCCUCUCCGCCACGGUGACCAUCAAGAUCACGACGGUAGAGCACAUGGUGACGUCGUUCUCCGAGACGACCGAGGAACCCUUCGAGUACGAUAUGUUCUCCGACCUCAACCUGUACCUGGUCAUCGGCCUGGGCUCCGUCUCCUUCCUGCUUCUCAUCACCAUCCUGGUGAUCAUCGUGAUCAAGUGCCAGAAGCCCAAACCCAAGCCCAUGAAGAUGCCCCCGCCCAACAGGAACAGCUACGUCAGCAGGAACAGCUACGUCAGCCAGAGAAGCUCCACCAUAGCGGACUCCACUCUGAUCUCCAGCGACGCCUACUGGUACAGCCUGUUCUUGGCUGAGACCCGGAAAGGGAAGGUGGUGGUGAGGCAGCCCAUUGUGCCCAAGGGAGCCGGAUACUUUGUCUCCAGUAUACCCAGGAGCAUAGGCCCCACGGAGACCAGCGACUCCAGGGCAUCCACACUACAGUACUCAAAAUGAAAGGAAGUCCAUUCUACAACUGGAGCAGGAGUCCAGCAGUGACCUGCCAUGACUUCCCGGACGGGUUGAGAACUUUCUACAACUUCCACAGGACAUCAAAGACGUUCAAAGACACAACCACACCCCCCUUCCUCCCACCCCCUAACCCCACCCCCCAGCUCUCUAUCAAUAAGAUCCAACAAUGAGCUCCCUCUGCGGGCAUCUCUUGGACCCUUCUUCCCAAACACCAACCUCACACCAGUGACCUCUUCUGAUGUAAACUACCUUCAACUCCAUCAAUCAAGCAUGAAUCUGCAUGGCCACACUACCAGGUGCUUGAGCUUUAUCGUCACGGAGAAGAAGGAGUCUCCGCUGAGGAUGCUGGUACUGAAUCGGAGCGCUGUCGUUUUUGGGGGAUGUUGCUGAUGACUUUUAACCUAACGGCAGGUAUGGACAUUCCAUUUCCUGUUCCCCCAGGAAGGAUGCGAUGCAGGAGAUGAAAGUGUUCCACGUGUUCUACUUGGGGUUUUCUGUCAUGCUUUGCCAUGUCAUCACAGGCUUGUUGUAUAGUGUGUUAAGAUGUUUUUAUUUGCUAGUCCAAAUAGACUUUUUUUAAACUAAAAACACUCCGAAAAGAAAAAGCGUGCAUUUUAGAUUUGUCAUUUUCCAUACAACUGUUCAGCAGCUAUGAUAAAUUAGAUUUGAGAUUUCUUAACUUUGCAACGAUUCACCGUGAAGCAUAAAGCACAGAUCAACUGCAAUAGAGACAACAUCCUUCUGAAGGUAGCGUCUCCCUGCUUGAGCAGAGUCUUCAGGUUGAAGCAGACACUGGACCGUCUAUGUAGCAGGCCUGCUCCCAUGAUCAGGACGCCCCGUAGCACCAUAUCCUGUCUCCAGUCCAUCCCAGCUCCCUCAAGCUAACCCUCACAGCCCGGUAACAGGGGCUCACUACCGUGACCAUCCACUCAGAAGGCCACUGUGAAAGCUAGGUAAAAACGGGAAUUCAAAUACAAAAAAACAAAAACAAAUAAACUGUUGGUGACAAAAGACCAGACAGUUGUAUUCUGUAGAACGAUUGACUAUUUUCACUUUAAAGAAUAGGACUGUUUAUUGAAAAAAUAUACUAUAUACAAAUUAUAUUUAUGUCAGGCAUGGUGCAAUUCAAUACUCGCCAUGUUUCAAAAGUUGAAUUAUGAUGAUUGAAUUGAACUUCAUGAGAUAGUGUUUUUUUAUUCAACUAUUUGAUAUAACUACUCUUAUUGCAGCUUUUUUGUGACUUCUUCAAGUGCAUUUUGUGUUUUAUGAUAUUCGUAGUGCAAUACAUGAUUUGUUCUUUCUUUGAUAGUGUACAGACAUUCAGAUCUAAUUCAGCACUGAGUCCACUACUGGAUAUGAAGCCAAAUGGUCGACAUCAACACCUCCUAAGCCAUGUCAGCAGGGCUCAGGUAACUUAGCGUCAGGCAUUAUCUUUCAGAAAUGAGAACAUAGAAAGACAAAGCCAAAAGAGGGAUGGAAGAGAAGAGAAGGCACAGACAGAGAGAGAGAUAUAACCAGAUAUUUUUAAUGACAGGUCGGCUCUUGAUUGUAUCAAUCAUGUGCUCACAAUUCACUCAGUGUUUUAAUUCCAAACAGACCAUACCCAAAAUUCAAACCCUCUCUCUAAAGACCUUCAACAUGUAAAGGGAUAAGUAAAGAGGCUCAAUCUGUUCAUUGUGUAUCUGCCAAUGGAUUCACUAUUAUUAGAUCUAUCCCGCUUGAAACCCUCUCUCUACAUGUUGACCUCACCUCUCUCUGUGGUCUGAUGAGGUUAGCCUUAGCUGCUCUGACACACAAACAAACACACACUAACACACACACACACACAGCUGUCUGUGCCACACCCACAAUGACAUUCGUGGAGGACAUGCCACAUGGUCAUUGUGUGAGGCGAGCAAUAUAUAAUACUUAACCAUAUACAUACUUAACUGUAGGAUAAUGGUAAAGCAGUGGUAUUCUGAGCGGUGCCCAUAUGCAUCACCACAAAGCAUGUGACUUGAAAGAAUGAGAUAAUGGUGCUUAAUCCAGAUUUUCAAGUCAUGAUUAUUGCCAGGGCUGAGAAGCCAUCUGGACUGACUUACUUCCCUGACUUUUGACAACCGGUGCCAAUCAUCGGGUCUGGUGAUGUGACCCGGCGUCAAAGUAUUACUAGUAUUAUUUGAACAGAUGUGCUGUAAGAACCGUUAAAAAAAAACAAUGGGAUGGGUUGAAACCAGGCUUGAUAUAACUACUUUUUACUUUGUGUGUUUUGAUACGAUUCUGUACAAUUUUGAUAUCAGUUGUAUUCGCUGUGCUGUGUUGGUGGGCACCUUGGAGUGUUCAUGCUGCUUGCUUGGUAAUGUGUGUUUGUCUCUUUUAGUGUGUAGUGCUUAUUCCUGCAUUUUACUUCUGCUUUUAGACUGUUUCUUGAGUCCCAGAGAUUCUCUCUGUGUGGCUCGUUACCUAACCGACAUGGGAUGCCCUGUGUUAAGCACCGUCCAGACAGACCGGCCCCCUGGCUGUUAGUUCAGAUACAAAUGGAGUGAGAGAGAAUGGCCUUGCAGAUUUUUUUUUGUGUCUUUUUGCUCUAAUGUUCUGCCAGAAGAUGCAAUCUGAAUAAAGUUUGGAGAUCUGA
Molecule: messenger RNA, 5245 nt
Organism: Osmerus eperlanus (European smelt)
Lineage: Eukaryota; Metazoa; Chordata; Actinopteri; Osmeriformes; Osmeridae
Product: protocadherin alpha-C2
Exons: 3
Coding region: 169-2616 (815 amino acids)
Biological process (GO): homophilic cell-cell adhesion
Cellular component (GO): plasma membrane
Molecular function (GO): calcium ion binding
Source: RefSeq, a predicted model, not a curated record